GAUACAAUAAGGGCAACCAUUAACAAAAAGAAUUCUUCCUUUCAAAUUGUAGCAAAUUCUUCAAUUUCUCAAACUUCUUUGAGCUUGAUUCUUUCCUAUAUUCUUUUCCAAAAUCUUUCCCGAAAUUGUUGCCAAAUUCUUUAAGAUAACCAAGUAUUACUUCACAAUUAUUGAAUUCAAUAUCUGCACCUGUGAACCUUUCCUAAUUUCGAGUGUUCAAUAACAGUUAGGUGUGGUGGUGCUUGUCUAUCGACGAUGAUACAUGAGGAACUGAAUCUGAAUCCGUCUUCUUGAGCAUUUUCAUAAGGUUGUCACUUACGCUCACUCGCUUCUGAUGAUGUUCUCGCUCAGACGCAUCCUUCCCGCCCAACAUCACCACCACCACCACCCAUUCUCCACCUCCAUCGCUGCCGCCAUCGCCGCCAACACCACCACCGCACCUUCUCUCCCAGAAUCCUACAGAGUACAACCUCCAAUCAAACCCUGGCCUCACCGCCUCAACCCUAAACUACUAUCAUCUCUCAUUUCCCGCCAACACGACCCUCACCUCUCCCUUCAAAUCUUCUACCACGCCCAACACCACCACCGACCUCCCUUCUCCCACAAUCCCCAAACCUACCAAGCCAUCUUCCUCAAACUCUCCCGAUUCCGCUGCUUCCGUGAAAUCGAAUCCAUCCUCACCACCCUCCGCCGUUCGCCCCAGCAAUUCAUUCAUUGCUGCGGCGAGGAACCACUUAUAACAGUGAUCCGCGGUUAUGGACUUGCUGGAAAGCCCUUACGGGCUCUCAAAACUUUCAUGAGGAUCAAAUCGUUUGGGAUUCAACCCUCAGUUAGGUCACUCAAUGCAUUGUUGAAUUCUUUGGUUCAGAAUAAGCGUUACCGCUUGGCAUUUUUGUUGUUUAAGAAUUCUAGAGAUAGGUUUGGGGUUUUGCCUAAUGUGGUUAGUUGUAAUAUCUUGCUUAAGGCACUUUGUAAAGGGAAUGAGGUUGAAGUUGCUGUUAGGGUUUUGGAUGAGAUGCCUGGGAUGGGUUUAGUCCCCAAUGUUGUUAGUUAUACUACUGUUUUGGGUGGGUAUGUUUGGAGGGGUGAUAUGGAUGGUGCUAUGAGGGUUUUUCGUGAGAUUUUGGAUCGAGGGUGGGAUCCUGAUGUGACUAGCUAUACUGUUUUGGUGGAUGGGUUUUGUAGGUUAGGGAAAUUGGUGGAUGCAAUUAGGGUAAUGGAUAUUAUGGAGGAGAAUGGGGUUGAACCCAAUGAGGUUACUUAUGGUGUUAUGAUUCAAGCUUAUUGCAAGGAGAAGAAAUCCGGGGAAGCGGUUAACUUGAUUGUGGAUAUGCUUGAGAAGGAUUGUGUCCCGGGCUCGGAGCUGUGUUGUAAUGUUGUUGAUCUGUUGUGUGAGGAAGGGAAUGUUGAAAGAGCUUGUGAGGUGUGGAGGAUGGUUUCGAGGAAGGAUUGUAGCCUCGACAGUGCUGUCAUUGUUAGUACGCUUAUACAUUGGCUUUACAAGAAGGGGAAGGUGCUGGAGGCAAGGAACGUGUUUGAUGAGUUUGGGAAGGAAUCGGCUGUGAGUCUCUUGACGUAUAAUACAUUGAUUGCUGGAUUGUGUGAGGGAGGAAAGCUUUGUGAUGCGGCGAAGCUGUGGGAUGACAUGGUGGAAAAGGGCGUUGCUGCUAAUGCUUUUACCUAUAACAUGUUGAUUAAAGGGUUUUGUAAGGAUGGAAAUGCCAAGGAGGGUAUCAGAAUUCUGGAGGAGAUGUUGGAAAACGGGUGUUUGCCAAACAAAUCAACCUACUUAAUAUUGAUUGAUGGGCUUUUGCUUUCAGGUGGAAUGCAACAAGAAAUCAACAAGGUAGUUUCACUGGCCAUGUCUACUGGAGUUGAUGCUGACUUGUGGAAUCAUUUUGUAAAAUCUAUUGUGGGUAAUGUAGAUUAUGGUGCAGCUGAACUUGAUAAGAUAUUAUUGGAGAAUGCAGUGUAAUAAUAUUCUGAAGGAUGCUGUUAAUAUGAUCUUUGGAAUGUGAUGGCAAAAGAGGCUUGAAUCUUUGAAACUCUCUAUGCACUUUUGAGGCAUUUUUAUAGCUGAUAUAUUCACCAGUUAGUGAACUUGAAAGUGUCUGGCAAUUGAUUAGGAACCACUUUGUCGUUGGAUUUCGUUUUUGAUAUGUGGUCCAAUUUUAAUGGCUGGCAAUUAUAGUGUGACCAUCAACACCGAGUUUUCUUAUUACUAAAUUUAAUCACCAUCCUCUGCAUCUGAGGAAUGUUGAUUGUGCAAAUAUGGUUACAUGGAGCAGCCCGUCACUUGUUCAGUGUGUUUCGACAUAAUGAGGGCUUGUGGGUUUGGAAGUGGAAAGUAGCAUGGAAACAUUCGGUUAAAUCAGCCGUCUCUUUUUGGUUUCUCAAUCUUCCAAUGAUGUUGUGUGGUAUGAUUUAGCAUAGAAGCCGGUAUUAAGAUUAUUGUGGAAGAGCUUGGCUCAAUCUAAGGCCAUAGCUUUUUCUUGGCAGUCUUUGCUUAUUUCAGAAAAAGAUGCUAACAUGUUAACCUAUGUUAGUAUUACUGGCUGUGUAUUGUGAAGGCAGCAGGCAGAAUUUUCCCUGCAGUUAUUUUAUCAUUGUGUUGUUGUUACUUCUAGAAUAUGAUAUGCCGCUGGUAAUUGGAGGGAGUGUGUAUACCCAAUCCAGACACUUUAUUUGAUUUGUUUAUACAGUUCUGUGGAUGUUCUAGAAUAAGGUCUUUGAUUUGGAUUGUAGUUUUCAGGUCUAUUUAGAAGGCUAUUGAGGUACUGCUAUGAAAAUAAAAGGUGAAACCAUGUAGAAAUGUGAAAAGGGCUGACUUUUGAAAGAAUGUAGAGAGGUAUAGUGAAGAAAGGAAUUGUGAUGGUCUCUUGACAGUGGGAAAGAGAACUAGUAAACUGAGCCGAGUGUGUUACAUAAUUGGAUACUGUGGUACCAAUAAUAUGGUGAUGGUCUUUUGUACAGUGCUGUACAAAGAUUGAGACAGGUAAAAGAAACUGAAUACUACAGUCUUUGGUGUUUAUAGGAGAGUCUCAUUCCAUUUCUGUUGUAUGAAUAGAAACAAUUAUACCUAGAAGAAUAUUGUGUCAACUAUACUAUGUGUAUUGGAUCUGAAGGUGGUUCUCGCAUGUGUUGUUGGUAUUGACUGAUAGCAGAAUGUUGACUAAAGUGAGAAAUGGAGCAAAAGUUGUUGCAUCAGUAGCAGUAGUAGGAACUUUUGUAUUGAUUUUGCCUAGUGGGCUUGUAUUGGAACUUUGAAAAAUGUUUUCAUGUUCUAGUUAUAUGUAGAAACAUUGUUUAAGGCUCUUAAUGGAUAAAUGUUAUGGUUA
Lathyrus oleraceus (garden pea) is the source of this 3338-nucleotide messenger RNA. RefSeq names its product pentatricopeptide repeat-containing protein At5g16420, mitochondrial. Gene Ontology annotation, molecular function: protein binding. NCBI's taxonomy places the organism in Eukaryota, Viridiplantae, Streptophyta, Magnoliopsida, Fabales, Fabaceae. The transcript has a single exon. The record is from RefSeq and is a predicted model, not a curated record. Bases 335 to 1975 code for a protein of 546 amino acids.